Molecule: messenger RNA, 4308 nt
Organism: Ornithodoros turicata
Lineage: Eukaryota; Metazoa; Arthropoda; Arachnida; Ixodida; Argasidae
Product: U11/U12 small nuclear ribonucleoprotein 48 kDa protein-like
Exons: 9
Coding region: 27-986 (319 amino acids)
Source: RefSeq, a predicted model, not a curated record
UUGGUGCGUUUAUAAAAAAAAAAAAUAUGGCGGCCGUGAUCGAAGCACGCGAAAAACAACUCAGAAAAAUCGAGAGUUUCGUGAAUAAGACAGAGAAAAGUUUAAAUUCUUUGUUAUCAAGCUUAAACUGGACAAAGGAACGAAUACUGAAAAAGGUGAACUAUGUCACCUGCCCGUUUGAUCCUGGACAUAAGAUGCCCCAGUCAUCUUUGGAAAAGCACGUUGAAUUGUGCUCUUGGCUCCGCGAUGGUUACAGCAGAUCCGAUAAGGAAAAGGAACUGCCCAGCUCCGAUUUCUUCUACAAAAAUUCCACCUCGGUUGUUCCUGUACACAUAGAUAGGGAAACACAGCAGAAGAUACUUACUCAAGCUGCAUUCAGGGGCGACGUUCCUGCCGAAGCAUGCCAGCAAGUGAAAGACGUGCCACGUACGAUGGAGCGAUGCUUUGCGGAGUUCACGCCUUCGGAGAGGUUCGCAAUCUACGACUACGUGGUGGAGUGCGCAAGGGCCGCCAACAGGGGCGCCACCAUCCGACUCGAGGACCUCCAGGUCGACUUUGAAAAGAAACCGAACGCGGAUGGUGAGCACACUCCCAGCCAUUUGGAGAUAAAGUCCCAGAUGAGAGACUACAAGCGUCGCAGGCAGUCGUACAAGGGGAAGAAUGUCCACAUCACUCGCAAGAGUUACACUGAGGUAAUGAAAGAAGUCAUUGAAAACCAGACAGAAUAUCUGAAGCAGACGAUGUCGGUGAAGGGCGAAAACGACCAGAGGGAACCGUCGGAGAGGGUAAGAUCCAGAACUCCCGAGCAAUCUCCGCCGCCUCCUGACGACGAAGAGAUGCAGAUGCACAAACGGAGGCGUAGCCGUUCUCCGCAGCAAUCAAGGGAAGAGAGGCGUUCCCACAAGCACAGGUCCAGGGACAGAGAGCACAAAAAGAGGAGCCACAAGCACCACAAAAAGCACAAGAAACGCUCCACCGAGGACUGACGGAGUCCCGAGGGGCGAAUCCUUGAACGAUGACAAAUCCUUUUCGUCUUUGUACUUCCAAAGACAUACAUUUGAAUUGCACCGUGUUGUAUUCGGUGAUAUCUGUCCUCCCACUAAGGAAGGUAUGUUAGCAAACACCGUGCAGAAAAUGGCUCAAAGCAAACUGCUACUGCAUGAUCACAUUUUAUUGUAUCAACAUUUGGUGUACAAAAAUCUCCGUCACCACACACGGUCACGGUUGGUCACAGCCCCGAUGAGUGCAGCAGUAGUACCAAGAUACAGCAAAGUGUGUGCCGCCUUUCGUGCGGUGAAGCUGAACCACCUCAGCUCGUCACCGUCGCAGCACUGAAGUAGAAGCUGCACCAUUUACAUAGUGGGGGACUUGUAUGACAACAUGACUGGCACUUUAUUCCUGUACACGGAGCAAGAGUGCGCUCAGCUGUACUGCAUAGCAGUACUGCCAAAUUUGUAAAAACAAUAUGUACCAUAAAGUUUAGUGGACUUCUGUAGAAGUCUGAUAACAAUGUCCAUAAUGGAAAUUGGAUCAGAGAAAGAAUGUCAGUGUUGCCACUUUUUUUGGUCCAGAAAUUGGGCAGGAACUUGCCAAAUUUUGAGACAGUAUUAUUUUAUCUAAUUUGUCGAGCUAUGUGUAAAAUUCAGUCACUCAUUACAUUAAUAUGUGUGACUCGUUCAUAGUUCUUUGGAUGCUCCAGCAGGUGUGUAGUUUACAAGCCUAACCAAGAUUUCUUUCAUCUUUCAUCAGCAUCUUUUAAAAUGUUCGGUUAACUUUAUUUGGCAACGCUGCUGUAUAACCCCCAACACGCUGUGCAUACUACUUCCACCCUGAGGCGGCAGCAUGUCCAUUAUCCAAGCAAAAAAAAGGUUGGGCCACUCGGAAAUCUUGUCCAUUUCUUGCUCCACAAACAUAACCUGACAUCGUACAAAAUGUUCACAACGGGCUGCACUCGACAGUGAAAUAAACGUAUGUGUACACAACACUGCUUGCACGAGACAAUCUUCCGGGUAAGACUACAAAUUAGAGGUGUGCGAAUAUUCGAAAUUUCGAAUACAAAUCCAAUAUUCGCGAUAUUCGAUUCCUAUUCGAACAUUUGAUAUUCGAAGUUUUCGAAUAUACGUAAAAGAUGGAAUAUUCAAAUUUUUUUAAAAUAUCAUAGGAGACUCCAAACGCUGCUGCGGGCUGCACGCUGGAAUUCCUACGUAGCGGCAACGAACAUGAAUAGUAGAACAGCUGUAAAGCGACGCGCGGAGCUUUCGAGGCACGAUUAUCUGCGAAUGCAUCGCGACACAUUCGGUAACCGAAACCGAAACUAGUACACAGUUGUGCGCAGCCACCAUUAUAGUCUGCCCCUGCCAAACGCGAAACUGUGGUACGCUUCAUGCAUCGUCAGCGCAGUCGCGACUUCAGUGGAUUGCCAACAAACUCUUAACGUCCGUGUUAGGCCAACAGUUUGGUGAAAUUGCGGUUAAAAACCUAGAUUUUGUUGGUGUUGAGCUGAACACCGCUGUUCACCUUGCCACUGCAUGAGUCAAAACCCACGUCUCGAACACGGUUUUUCCGGUUCCUGCUUGUGGAAGUCAGCGAUAUACAAAAAAAUCGUGGUCGUGUGCGAUGACGGCGAAAAUCGAGGAGUAGGACGUGACGACAUUUCAUGGCGUGAUUUUGCUCGCGACUCUCGCGCGUUGGCGCGACAAAGUUUUGAGACGCGUACGCAGAUUUUUGCAGUGAAAUGAAAGGAGCACUGAACAGGAAUGUGGCGGAGGCGCACACGCAACAUCGGCGAGGAUCGCGGUUUUACUGCGAUAAUAAAUUAGGCUUUUCUAAACUAUGCAGUUCUUGCCUACACGACAAAUGCGGAAGGCAUUGUCAGUGCAGGAAGAGAGCACUUGUUACGUUCGUUUUCCUUCUAAGAUGUGCUCAUCAGUAAACCAUCACAUAUUCUGAACAUGCCCUGGACUUCCAUUCUGUCUGUUUUCACCAGCAUGCCAAUUGCCAACAUAGGUAUUCACUGUCCAUGAAACAUUUUUGAAGUAAAAGUAGUUUCUACAGUUUCCAGCUUGCUUCAUGAGAACAGCGCAUCGUUUCACUGUAAAAAUCUUCUGACUGUACAUGUGCAUAUAGGCACGUUUGCCUUCUGCGAAGCCUGUACAUUAGUACAUAUUCCUUAGCACUUUUCAAGUGCAUGUCCUGGGGCAUUUUUCUAAGGAUCAGCAGAACAGAAUUGUGACCAUGCUAGUCUUUAGAAGCCUUUAUCCUAUGACGGGAUAUUCGAUUCGAUAUUCGUAUUCGAAAAUUUCAAUGUUCGCACACUUCUACUACAAAUCUAAAAUAUACAGCACAUAAUCCUCGUUCUCUGCCUUGUUCUUAUCAGUAGUCAGGUACAAUAAUCCAGUUCAAUGACAGAUGGACUAGAAGUGGCCAGGAAACCGCCUCUCCACCCAGCUGUGUACACUCUUCAGCCAGAGUCACGUAAUGAAGGACUCAGCAAAAGAUAAUGACGACACCCGGCCACCAUUUUGCUCACAGAAAAUGAUCUGCAUGUUGUCUAGUCUGUGUAAAAGUGACCCGCAUAUAUCUGCCUUCGGUAGUUCAGCACCUUCUUCGUGCAACCUUCUCAAGUAAGGGAAACGUGGUGGUCUCCAAAGGUGUUCACGUGGCCGCUUUUUCGCCCCAGAAAUGGCACCAGGUCGAGUGCCACGGACUGUGUCGUGCCGAGGUACAUUGCCAAUGUGAGAAUGGGGAAAGCCUUUGAGACAGUUUGUGUGAUGCAAAAUCCAAGACCGCGUAGCAAUUUCAAAUGCUGCUCAAAUUCACUGCUAAUGGCUCUAUCACAAGAUUGGGAAAGCUAGAAAUUGUAUGACAGCUUGGAAGCUGUGCCGCCGUCCAGGUGUGCAGAGCCAGAUCUACGAUUUAGCCGCCCGUGGUUCGAAACUUAGAGCACUUUCCCGCAGCUUUCCCGCUCUGCAGUAUGGGAAAAAGAAGAAAGAGGCUGGUAAAACACAUUUUGUUCUUGUUGUUGUUGUGCCUCCUUGUUUGGCAGAUUUUGAAAAUGCACGUUGAUCUAGUUUGAUUCUCAGUUCUAUAAACCGCCGGGAUACUGUUCACCGUUUGAUUGAAUACAAAAUGCGUGGGGCAGAUCAUAAUAUAGCACUGAGAGUGUAGUCAUGAAGUAUGCAGGAUGCUUGUCGCUGAAAUACCCAGUGUGUCUUACUCUUUCCUGUAAAUGAUAUACUGAAAUUAGAAAACGUGCAACUAACCUACUGGUACUUAAAAAAAUAAUAAAUAAAUAAACGGUUGUGCAGA